AUUUCCGUGGUGCCGUUUUUCGUUACCGGUGCAAUUUCGCUACCGCCGGAAGCCAAUCGUUGUGCAGCUCUGAAAGAUGGGAAAACGAAAAAAAAAGAUGGAAAAUAUUAAUACCAGUACAAAAAAAAAAUAGAAACAUUCGGAUAUCGAGACAAAAGGAAUAAAAUGGGAAAUUGAAACACAAUGCGCAUAACAGGAACGCAUCCCAAAACAUCAAUUGUGUUGAAACUGGUAUGGAGAAGUAGGGAACGUGUGUGUGUGUGAGAGAGAGAAGGAAUGGAAGGCACUAUAAAGCAAAUGAAAAAUAAUGUUUUUUAAUCAAAUGUUAAUUUUUCCACAUUUGUGGAGCAUUUUUCAAACCAAGAAAAUGCCAUGACACAUUUUGUGUGGUGCAACAGUACAAUGGUGGCUUUACCUCCGAAAAGACGAUUUGCGGGCAUCAAAAUCAAUUAAAAUAUUUUACAUGCAGCUUCCAUUAUGCACACAAUAUUGGUUAGUGUGAUGAAAGGUCUGGUUUCUGUUGCUUUAUUUUUUCGUCCUGUUUUUAUCGUUGAUUUAUGGUGCAAUUAUUCAAUGGGCUUUUGUCUGCAGGGACUUGUGCAUUAUUGGAAUGCGUGUGUGUGUGCGCAAAGAUGACAAGGAAAGUUUGAAGGUUUUGUUUUUUUUUUGGUCAUUUACACCUUUAUUUCAGCAGUAAUGCUUACAAGACACAAAUGAAGUUUACAACUCAUUACAAAUUGCACUAAUAAAUGCUGGCUCUGUAUGAGAUGCAAUUUUUAGUAGCGUAAGUACUAAUUCCAAAGGUCACUACUUAUAUUAGAACAAUUGACACGAUUUUAUGCCAUGUCAGCAUGAGUCGUGAAAUAUUUCAUUGCACGGCGAGGUACACGCGCUUAUUUUGCGUCGGUUCUCAAAAUAACACCCAUACAGUCUUAGCUUUAUCACUGAUAACAAAUUUCUAUCAAACUUCUAUCUAUCUUCGAUUAGGGUUCGAUCUAUUAAACCAAUCACCUUGAGUAGCUUUGGGCGAGAAUUCCAGUCAGUGACGGUAAGUCGUGCGGGAAAGUGUUUAGUGCGAACAAAAUGAUACUGCUAGUGGCUAUUGUGGUGGUAUACUUGAGCUAUGUACUGUUCAAAUACCACCAAAAACGUCAGCAAUUGCUUCGAAUUUCCAAACACUUCAAUGGCCCUUUUCCCGAGUACUUUCUUGGAUGUUUCUAUCUGUUCCGUAACAAGUCUGUUGCAGAAAUAUUCGACCUGCUAAGUGACCUGCACCGUAAAUAUGGCAACGAUGUUAGUAUGAUUGGAGCUUUCAAUGACCUCGUGCUAGAUCUCUCCGGUGCGCAAAAUGUGGAGAAAGUAUUGCUCGCAAAGACAACUAAAAAGUCGUUCCCGUACGAAUUUCUCGAACCAUGGCUCGGUACCGGCCUAUUGCUAUCGUUCGGCGAAAAGUGGUUCCAGCGGCGUAGAAUCAUAACACCAGCGUUCCACUUUAAAAUUCUCGAUCAAUUUAUGGACGUGUUUAAUCACGAGGCGGACGUAUUGGUCUCAAAGCUGGAGAAGCAGGUGAACAAGAAAGAGUUCGAUAUCUACGAUUAUAUUACGCUCUACGCGCUUGAUAGCAUUUGUGCAACGUCCAUGGGAGUGCAAAUCAACGCACAGGAGGAUCCGAACAAUGAGUACGCUCGGGGCGUAAAGCAAAUGUCGGAGUACAUUUUCCGUCGUGUGUUUAGCGUGCUGCGUCAAUUCCCGUCACUAUUCUUCCUGUAUCCAUUCGCCCGGGAACAGGGUCGAGUGAUUAAGAAGCUACACGAUUUUACCAACUCCGUGAUUGAGACACGACGCCGCCAGCUACAGGCGGAACAGUCCGUUGGCAAUGUGGAGUUCGAUGGGGAUGAAGAUGAGCUGUACUCGAAGCGCAGGGACACCUUCCUUGAUCAGCUGCUGAAGGUAACGAUCGAUGGUAAACCACUCAGUACGGCCGAUAUUCGCGAGGAGGUGGAUACGUUUAUGUUCGAAGGACACGACACCACCACCUCCGGUAUUUCGUUCACAAUUCUUCAACUGGCCAAACACCAGGAAAUUCAACAGAAGUUGUACGAAGAGAUUGAUGGAAUGUUGGGAGCAAAUGCCAAAAAUACUGAAUUAACGAGUGCAUUACUUCAGGAUAUGAAGUACUUGGAUUUAGUAAUUAAAGAAUCCUUACGCUUAGUACCUCCAGUACCAUUCAUCGGAAGGAAACUGCUCGAGGACAUGGAAAUGAAUGGCACUAAAAUACCUGCGGGUACUACCAUUUCCCUUAACAUCUUCAAUGUGCAUCGCAAUCCGAAAGUGUUCCCCGAUCCGGAAAAGUUCAUCCCGGAGCGCUUUUCAGAUGAAAAUGAAAUUAAGCGAGGACCCUACGAUUACAUUCCGUUUAGUGCCGGGUUCCGAAACUGCAUUGGCCAGAAGUAUGCACUGCUGGAGAUGAAGGUUACUAUAGUGAAGCUACUUGCAAGUUACCAAAUACUGCCCGGGGAGUCAAUCAAUCAAGUGCGCUACAAGACGGAUUUGGUGCUACGUCCGACAGCUGGUAUUCCGGUAAAACUUUUGAAGAGAAAUUAAGAUGUUAGGAUUUAGUGUGUAUCUUUUUUGUCGUGAAUGAAUUAUGUAUCUAAACUCCGCUAGUUGUAUCACUGCAGCAUGAUAAACGUAUAAACUUAUGAUUAUAUUUCAUUCGGAACGUUUGAACACUGAAUUUAUUAACAGAUUGCCGAGAGACUUUUAAUCUUGUGGGUCAUUAUUUGAGAUUCAUAUAAAAAAGACGAUUGCCCUAGGAUUUCUACUCUGCUGAUCUUUAAAGCUGAUGUGGUAAAGUUUUGCCUUUUCAAGAGAAGUAGUUUUUUCUCACAAUUUUUCUGGGUAUUUUUUGCUAUCACCUUUUCUUUAGAAAAUGUCCCAAUUGUUAGCUGUUGUCACUUGAGGUUUCUUGGUUAUUCCCCUUAAGAUCUUUUCCUCUUUCUUUUGAACACGUUGCCAGUGUACAAGAAACGGAUGUACAAGCAAGCCGUCAAGGAUCUGCAAACUUUUUCGCCACUUUAACCAAAAACUGUAUUAAAGUGUGUGAAAAAGAGGCAGAGAAAGUGAAACAAAAAAUCACCAGCAAAUCUUGUACCAGCAAUGGUUGAUAAAAACGGCGAAUGUUUUUGUCAGAACUUUCCUCAUUCUUUGGCGUAACCACCACCGGACGAUGGCAUUAUGGUGAACUUGGUCAACUUUCUUCGAGUUGGAGCUUUUGUUCGCGCAAUCU
This is a messenger RNA of Anopheles funestus (African malaria mosquito), 3289 nucleotides long. Its product is annotated as cytochrome P450 4C1-like. The transcript is spliced from 4 exons. Bases 1084 to 2604 code for a protein of 506 amino acids. Gene Ontology annotation, molecular function: heme binding; monooxygenase activity; iron ion binding. NCBI's taxonomy places the organism in Eukaryota, Metazoa, Arthropoda, Insecta, Diptera, Culicidae. The record is from RefSeq and is a predicted model, not a curated record.